AUGAGAACAUUCCUUGUAAUACUCUGUUUCAGUCUUGAAGCAUUCUUCGUUCAAGCACUUUCAAAUGUCGGAUUAGAAGGAUCUGAAACAAAAAAGUUAAAUGACUGGAAAAUCGAUGGCACUGAUAUUUCAUUAGAAGAAGAAAAAUCACCUGAUUCACAACGAAAACGAGAUCCAGGAUACUAUUAUGACAAACCAAAUCGAUUUAUCUCUAAUAAUUAUUUUCCUCCGUCAAGACAUAUAUAUACAGGAAGAGUGGUGAAUAAGCUGCAUAAACAAGUGAACCGUCCUUUCAAUCAAUAUGGACCUCCAAAACAUGGAAGUUCUUCGCCCAACCAUAAUCACCCAACAGCUACAAAUACUAUUCUUAAUCAAGAUGUACCUAUUCCAAUCAGACAAACUGAGUUCGUUGAAGAAAGUUCUAUUGCUAGUCAAAAUAAUUUACCAUUUGGUCAACAUACAGCCAAUUAUUUACCGCCAAAAAAUCAGAAACUACCUUCGUCUACUGCGCCUCAUCUAUUUUCAAAUCAAAAUCAUGACUUUCCUAGACUACACCAACAACUACAACUACAAUUACAGCAACAACAACAAUUGAAUCAACUAAAACAAGAACAACGUGAACAACAACUACUACAGCAUCAACAGCAACAAUUAAAUCACGUGCAGCAACAACAGCUCACUCAAGUACAACAAGAACAAUUUAAUCAGUUACAGCAACAAUUCAAUCAAUUACAACAACAACAAUCUAAUCAAGUACAACAACAAGACAUACAGCUGCAAAUUGGAGACCAAAAUUCUUUCGGACAAGAUUUUAAUACUUUUAGUCAACAACAAAAUGGAUUUCAUAAUCAGCAAAUAUCAGAUGCAGCAUUGUUUUUAAGUCAAAAUGCGCCAGCUAUUUCUCAACUUUACGAAACUCCAGCACAUAAUCAAAAUUAUGCACCAUACAAUCAAGAGUCUCAACAAAGAGGUCAUAAUUGGAUAACGAGUCAAAACUUACAAGUGCCAACACAAAAUGAUCUUUCGAAUCAACAGUUACCGUCUCAUUCUUCGGAAAUACUUAAUACUCAACGAACUCUUGAAGAUAUCAAAUCUCUUGAGAAAGAUAGAUUGAUAAGUCAGUUACGACUGCAACUAUCUAACCGAGAAAAUGCGGCAAGAUUUGUGGAAAAUAAUGAAGAUAUUGGUAGCACACAAAACCAACACUCAUUAUCAGAAGUCUCUCCUUUUUCACCAAGCAAUCCGUCACAAAAAUUUGAACAUAUUGGGACAUCAUUUAGUCAAUCAGAAAGUUUUUCUUCACCGUCGACAGCGAUUGGUUCAUCAGGAUAUCCAACCAUUUAUCCUCCACCUGUAGUUGUACAACCCACGAAACCUCCAGUCUUAUCAACAUCAAGUCCUCCUAUUAGCACGAUAUUACCGCCUAAUCAUAGUAAUAGUGAAUCUGGAAGUACUCAAAUUGGCUCAAGUUUACCUGCGCCAGAAAAUACAAAGCCACCAACAACUUCUGCAUAUCCUAAUUAUGGAGGAUUUGUACCAACUCUUGUUACUCCAGCAAACUUUGUACCGAACAUUCCGUCAUUUGGAACAGCAUUGUUUCCUCCUUCAGUCAUUAAACCAACUGAAAAUGCUCCAACACAUUUUGGUAUCCCCAUACCCACCUUGUUAGAUGAAAACCCAGUGCAUCCGUCGCUGAAUCCACCAACUACUUUAAAACCUACGAGCAUUUCUUUGCAACCCGGAAUUUCGACAGUAUCGAUACCUUUAGGACCGAUUCAUCAUUUCCCUAGUCACCCUCAAGUGAUAAAACCAAGUCUAAUCCCAAUAGUUCCCGCUGCUACGUCCGUUCAUCCAACAUAUGGAAUACACCCAGCAGUCAUAAAUCCAUCUUUUGUAUACAAACCUGUUAAAGUAUAUCCUGUGUAUCACUAUCCUCAUUUAGGAUAUUCUUCACCAGUGCGCAAAUCAAUAUAUUCAACUACAAUAAAACAACCCUGGAGUUAUGCACCAUCUUAUGGUCAAGCAAAACCAAUUUGGAAAUGA
This is a messenger RNA of Phymastichus coffea, 2043 nucleotides long. RefSeq names its product alpha-protein kinase 1-like. Lineage: Eukaryota; Metazoa; Arthropoda; Insecta; Hymenoptera; Eulophidae. The record is from RefSeq and is a predicted model, not a curated record. The transcript has 2 exons. The coding region runs from base 1 to 2043 and encodes 680 amino acids.